Messenger RNA from Actinia tenebrosa (Australian red waratah sea anemone), 1376 nucleotides. Its product is annotated as melanotransferrin. The record is from RefSeq and is a predicted model, not a curated record. Gene Ontology annotation, biological process: iron ion transport. Gene Ontology annotation, cellular component: plasma membrane; early endosome; recycling endosome. NCBI's taxonomy places the organism in Eukaryota, Metazoa, Cnidaria, Anthozoa, Actiniaria, Actiniidae.
AAGCGAAGAAAUUUCGUUGGUGUUGCAUAAAGGAUGAAAUGAACAAGUGCAAAGAAUUCAAGAAAGCUUUCCCUGGAAUAGCGCAAAUUGCUGGUGUCGGACAAAUUACUCCUGACUGUGUCAGUGGUGAUAAUAAAGAAGACUGCAUGAAGAAAAUCAAGAAUAAUGAGGCGGACUUUGUUACUCUUAGUGGUGGAGACGUUCUCAAAGCAGGCAAAACUUAUGACCUAGUACCGAUAGUAGCAGAAGACUAUGAAACCCUCGCAGGAAUGGGGUACUAUUCUGUCAUUGUGGCAAAAAAAGAUACAACAGUGACCAUUGGAACAUUGAAAGGAAAGAAGUCGUGCCAUACCGGAUACCGAAGAACAGCAGGAUGGAAUAUUCCGAUUGGAUAUUUAUUAUAUAACACCACCCAAGGAAAAGCAAAUUCUGGAUGCGAUGCGCAGUUUGCCUCAAACUACUUCUCUAAGAGCUGCGUACCAGGCGCUCCAAAAUUAAAAGGACUUGAAAACUUGUGUGCACUGUGUCCAAAAGAGAGUAACUGUGAGAGCUCUGCUGAUAAGAACACUUACAGUGGAUAUCAUGGUGCUUUUCAGUGCAUGGCGGACAAGAAAGGAGAUGUGGCUUUUGUCAAACAUGUCACAACGGCUGAGGUACUGAACUAUGCCAGUGCUAAAUAUGGAAAGAUGUCUGACUACAAGUACAUCUGCCCGGAUGGAACAACUAAAGUUGUAACACAAGAGGCGUACGAGGAUUGCAGCUAUGGUCGCAGACCUUCUAAUGCUGUCGUUACCAGGACCACAUCUGACAACAAAGAUUUUGUCAACAUUUUAGUCACAGCAUCCAAGUACUGUCAGCCUAACACGACAGCUAGCAACUGUUCCGGAUUCCUGAUAUUUGAAUCCAGCAAAUAUGUUCCAGAAAAGAGCAAUCUUCUUUUCAGGGACUCCACUAAGAAACUAGUCAGUGUUGGAAAUAAAAACACCUAUGACAAAUGGUUAGGGGCCGGUUACAUUCACGCUUUGGCGGUCCAGGGAGGUCCUGCAUGCGCUGUUAGUGAAGCAGCAAUGCUGAAACCUUUCUCGUAUCUUUUUGUCGUGUGCAUCAUUCUGGGAAAGGUUUUCAUUUAAUUUUACUCAGCUGUUUGAAACGUUGUCUAGCCAGCCCAGAAGCCCAUUUGUUAGCGCUUCACUGUGCACGUGAUAUAGAUUAGGCUAGGAAGUAAAGUGUGUUUAGAUUGACCGCAUUUAAUCAACAACAUAAUGCUUAGCUUUAAUUGAUGGCAUAAGUAUAGUGAGCCUAUCAUUAUUCAUUCUCUAUUCUUUCACAAUAUUUUUAACUAAAAAACGUGAAAAAAUAAAAAAGAUGCACGAAGA